This is a messenger RNA of Brienomyrus brachyistius, 3181 nucleotides long. Its product is annotated as extracellular calcium-sensing receptor-like. Gene Ontology annotation, cellular component: membrane. Bases 46 to 2592 code for a protein of 848 amino acids. Gene Ontology annotation, biological process: G protein-coupled receptor signaling pathway. Lineage: Eukaryota; Metazoa; Chordata; Actinopteri; Osteoglossiformes; Mormyridae. The record is from RefSeq and is a predicted model, not a curated record. Gene Ontology annotation, molecular function: G protein-coupled receptor activity. The transcript is spliced from 6 exons.
GAAGACAAGGAAGGGGGCUGUGCGUGUGCGCUGACGGGCUGAGCCAUGCUGCUUCUCCUGGGUCUGUUACUGAUCGGACCACCAGCCCAGGCUGAAGAGUCCAAGUGCACGCUGCUCGGCAGAGCACAACUUCCCGAACUUUCCAAGGAUGGGGAUAUGAUUAUCGGAGGAAUCUUUUCAUUUCACACUGGACAAGAAGCUGAUAUACAGUCCUUUAAAAUAAUCCCAAAACCACUGCCAUGCAAAAAUGUAAAUUUCAGAGAAUUUCAGUUUGCUCUUACGAUGAUUUUUGCAAUAGAAGAAAUAAACAGAAAUUCAGAAAUGCUACCUCAUGCAUCCCUGGGAUACAAAAUUUAUAAUGACUGUGGCACUUCAAACAUUAUGAGAGCUGCUUUGGCUUUGGUGAACGGCCAAGAUCAAGCAAUCCACAGCAAUAACUGCACUGAACCAGGCACAGUUCAAGCUAUAAUAGGCCACUCAGGAUCAACACCAACUAUUGGAUUUGCUACAGUAAUUGGAAGGUUUCAUAUACCAGUGGUAAGUCACUUUGCCACCUGUGCAUGUCUGAGUAACAGAAAAGAGUUUCCCACCUUCUUCAGGACCAUUCCUAGUGACUAUUACCAGAGCAGAGCACUUGCCCAGCUGGUCAAACACUUUGGCUGGACCUGGGUGGGGGCUGUAAGUAGCAACAAUGACUAUGGAAUCAAUGGCAUGGCCACUUUUAUGCAAGUGGCUCAACAAGAAGGUGUGUGUGUUGAGUAUUCUGAGGCGUUUGACAGUACUGGUCCAUACAAUGUGCUUCUCAGGAUAGUCAACAUAAUAAAACGCUCCACCUCAAAGGUCAUCAUGGCCUUUAUGACACACCGGGAAAUCAAAGUGCUGGUGGAAGAGACCGAGCGACAGAACAUUACUGACAUACAAUGGAUUGGCAGCGACGCCUGGAUCACAGACACUUCCCUUACAAACAGCAAGGGCAACAAGGCACUCGUCGGGGCAAUAGGAUUUGUAGUCAGCAAGGCACAGAUACCUGGCCUGCAGAACUAUCUCCAGAGACUCCACCCAUCACACUUUCCUCAGAGCUCUUUUGUCAGAGAAUUCUGGGAAAUUGUGUUCAACUGCACAUUGGCCACUGGAAGCAAGAAAUACCAGAAAAGACCCUGUAAUGGCUCUGAAAAUCUACAAAAUGUGCAGAACCAGUUCACUGACGUCAGUGAGCUGCGUUUCACCAACAAUGUGUACAAAGCUGUGUAUGCUGUGGCUCACGCACUGCACAACCUGUACACCUAUGAGCACGGCUAUGGUCUUGAUUCCAGUAGCACACUGCCGCCAUGGAAGGUUUUACACUACCUGCAAACUGUAAAUUUCACACUAAAAACAGGAGAAGAAGUACUUUUUGAUAGCAACGGAGAUUCACCAGCCAGAUAUGAUUUGAUAAAUUUACAAAAUUUGGAUGAGAGCACCAUACAGGUGGCCACAAUUGGUUACUAUGAUGCAUCGUUACCAAAAGGACAACAGUUUAUCAUGAACAACACCAACAUUGUCUGGGGAGGAGGCAGCAAAGAGGUGCCAGUGUCAGUGUGCAGUGAGAGCUGUCCCCCAGGAACCCGCAAGGCCGUGCAGAGAGGAAAGCCUGUCUGCUGCUACGACUGUGUACCCUGUGCAGAAGGGGAGAUCAGCAAUACUACAGAUUUAGCAGACUGCAUCAAGUGCCAAUCUGAAUACUGGUCCAACAUCAGGAGAGAUGCCUGUGUUUUAAAGGAAAUUGAAUUUUUGUCUUAUGGAGACUUGAUGGGACUUCUCCUAGCACUACUUUCCUUAAUUGGAGCCUUUUUUACCACUGGAGUAGGACUGAUAUUUUACUAUCACAGACACACGCCCAUCGUCAGAGCCAAUAACACUGAGCUGAGCUUCCUGCUGCUCUUUUCCCUGACCCUCUGUUUCCUCUGCUCACUCACUUUCAUCGGCCGACCCUCUCACUGGUCCUGUAUGCUGCGCCACACGGCGUUUGGGAUCACCUUUGUCCUCUGCAUCUCUUGUAUUCUGGGGAAAACAAUAGUGGUGUUAAUGGCCUUCAGGGCUACACUCCCAGGCAGUAAUGUCAUGAAAUGGUUUGGACCUUCUCAGCAGAGGCUCAGUGUCCUUGUAUUCACUCUCAUACAGGUGCUAAUUUGUCUGCUCUGGUUAACAUUAUCCCCUCCUUUCCCCAACAAGAACAUGAAGUACUACAAAGACAAGAUCAUUCUAGAGUGUGAUGUGGGGUCAGCAGUGGGCUUCUGGGCUGUGCUGGGGUACAUUGGUCUCCUCUCUGCCCUGUGCUUUGUACUGGCUUUUCUGGCCAGGAAGCUGCCGGACAACUUCAAUGAAGCCAAAUUCAUCACCUUCAGCAUGCUCAUAUUCUGUGCUGUCUGGGUCGCCUUUAUCCCAGCUUAUGUCAGCUCACCUGGGAAGUUCACCGUGGCUGUGGAAAUAUUUGCCAUUUUAGCCUCAAGCUCUGGUUUGCUCUUCUGUAAUUUCAUACCAAAAUGUUAUUUCAUAAUAUUUAAACCUGAAAAGAACACGAAAAAGGCUUUAAUGGGAAAGGCAUACAAAUAAAUAUCAAUACAUGAUGCACAUCAGAUGCAAGGUUUUCAAAUGGGCAAACAAUAUUAUUCAGAAAAUAUUAAAUAUUAAAUAUAAUUUUUUUUCUAUUUAAAAUUUUGGUGCCUGGCCAAUAUUUACAAAUAACUCAUUUACUUAUUUGGAUUAUGUUAAUAUAAUCCAUUAAAAUGUGCAUAUAUUUUAACUGCAGUUUGAAUAUUUAAAGCAUUUAAAUAUCUAGCUUAAAGGUCCCUAUAUGAACUUGCCAAUUUCAGUAAGUGUUUGCAUCAUUAAACAUUGUGCUGCUGGCUGCUUAACAUUACUGCAUGGAAGAGUGACUACUGAUUAUUCUACCACUCUGUAAUCUGUCAAAUGAAUAUAAACACUUCAUUACUGUUCUAUACAGGCUCCAGCUUAAGUAUGCUACGUAUAAGAAAUUAUCAAAAAAAUAUUAAAUAAUGGUAAAAUACUAAAACAAUUAAUCAUUACAACUGGCAAAAUCAUUCAACAAAAUCUAAUCUGCAUUAUAUGAUAUAUUUUGUUAGCAAAGUGCUUCUUUUCACAGUAUAGUUUAAAAAUACAGGCAGCAAGAGAAGAGCACCAU